Messenger RNA from Gopherus flavomarginatus (Mexican gopher tortoise), 2516 nucleotides. RefSeq lists its product as uncharacterized. The transcript has 3 exons. Lineage: Eukaryota; Metazoa; Chordata; Testudines; Testudinidae. The coding region runs from base 117 to 1361 and encodes 414 amino acids. The record is from RefSeq and is a predicted model, not a curated record.
GCGCGGGAGGCGGAGACCCAGCAGAGGGAGCUCAGCUUGCGAGACGCCUUCUCCGCCCCUCGCCCGGGCUGCUGCGGCGGUUCCCUUCCCGCGGGGGCCGGGCUCCGGAUUUGAAAAUGCGGGAGUGGCUGGUGCUGCUGUGCCUGGGGAGGAGGCGGGAGAUGGCCGGCCGGGGGGCCGGGGCGGAGCGGGCAGCCUGGCUGCGGCAGUACUACACGCAGAGACAGAAGAGGCUGAUGACGCUGCUGAUUGCCCGCCGGAGGAGAUCUAGCUGUUACUUCCACCCACGCUCAUGGCCCAGCUUCCGGAACGCUGACUGGUGGGAACAGGUGGUCCUGAAAGACUUCCAGCCUCGGGACUGGCUGGAGAAAUUCCGAAUGUCCAAGGAGACCUUCUUCUAUGUCUGCAACCAGCUGCGACCCAAGCUGUCCCACCCGAGUACCCAGCCCCACCCCAUGCUGCCUCUGGAGCAGCGGGUAGCCGUGGCCGUUUGGCACCUGGCCACCAAUGUAGAGUACCAGACAAUCAGCCCCCUCUUUGGGGUGGGUCCGUCCACAGUGCAGAACUGUGUCAAGGAGGUCAGCUACGCCAUUGUGCUGCUGCUGAAGCCGCUCUACCUCCGGCUGCCCAGCGAGCAGGAGCUGGAGAACAUGGUGCGCAUCUUCAGUGCCCGCUGGGGAUUCCCACACUGCAUCGGUGCCUUGGACAGCCUCCAUGUCCCCAUCCAUGCCCCUGCGCACCUCGGUGCCGACUACUGCAACAGCCAGCGCUGGCAUUCUGUCCUCACGCAGGCCACGGUGGAUGGGCUGGGUCAGUUCUGGGACAUCUGCGCCGGCUUCCCUGGCAGCAUGGCGAACAGCACUGUCCUGGAAAACUCCAGCUUGUGGGUGUUAGCCAGGGAGGGCCGCCUCUUCCCAACCCCCCCGAAACAUUUCAUGGGGAGGGCACAAAGGUAUGUCCUGUUGGGAGAUGCCUCUUACCCGCUGCGGGACUGGAUCCUCAAGCCUUACCCAGAAGACGGCACCCUCACCCCACAGCAGCUCCAGUUCAACUAUCGCCUGAAGCGAGCCCACAGCGUGAUCGAGAAUGCCUUCCUGCGCCUCAAGGCCCGGUGGCAGUUCCUCCUGAAAUGUGACGACUGCAGCCUGGACCUGCUGCCCACAGUCAUCCUCGCCUGUUGCACCCUGCACAACGUGUGCGAGGCCCACGACAGCCCCUUCAAUGAUGAGUGGCUGGAGGUGCUAGAGCCCGCCGAGUUCUCAAAGCCCUGCCAGCCUGUGCCCGUGUCCAUGGACGACAGCAGCGCUGAGGAAGUGCGAGAGCUGAUGUGCGAAUACUUUGAAAGCUACGGAGAAGGCUGAUUGCUUCAAAGCAAUGCCACGUGCGCUCCAGCUCUCAAACUUUCAGUAACUCUAGUACGUCUAACAUUGCCCCAGCAAUCAAAGGCUACUGAAUGGGAACUGUGCACUGCCACAUACUGCAGAGCCUUUUCCGUGGAAUAAAGGUGGCUUGGGGGCUUGGGAAGGAGCCAGCCCUUCUCAGCUCAGUCACCAGUUCCAGUCUAGAGGAGGUCGGCCGCAUUGUGCUACACCAGUCUUCGCUGUGGUGCUGCCAGGCAGCGGGAUGGAUUUCAUGCCUUUGGAUUCUGCCAGAGUUUAGACGAUCUUGUGUCGUGGUCUGUGAGAUGUAAAUAAAACAGGGGGUCUAAGUUUGGACAGAAAGAGCGGUGCAUAUUUUUUUUGCUUUCUUCACAAAUAAGUCGGGCUCAGUAGCUCAGGGCGAUGGGGAAAGGACACGGAGCCUGUCAUGUCCCUGGUAUGAAGCCAGCCUGGGCUGCAGGCUGGCAGUCAGGGAAAGUUACCAGCUGCUGAGUUCUCAGUGGCCUGUGGGAAAAGGUGGGUGGAUCUCAGUUCAGCAGACAGGCGUCCUUCACCCAGUGCUACUGUUCCUGUUGGCCCAGUGUCACCUGCAUGGGCAGCCUCAGAAGCAAGCGCCUAGAUGCCGUGGUGAUGGGUGCUCCAGAAACACAUCAGCAGAAAGGCCAAAGGUUGGAAUAGGCACUAUUGUCUGAAUCACAAUAGCAUCUGGAGGCCCCAGCCGAGGACAGGACCCAGAGAUGCCAGUCCCUGCCCUGAUGAGCUCACUGGCUGAUAGGGUGACUAGACGUCCCGAUAAAAUCGGGGCUGUCCCGAUAUGUAGGUGUUUGUCCCGCAUCCCGAGAUUUCACUCCGCCGGCAGCAUUUGGCUUUUUUUCCCCCUCCGCCGGCGGACCCCCCCACCCCUCAUGUGUCCCGAUAUUUUCUUCCUCUCAUCUGGUCACCUACUGUCUGAACAGGCAAGAUGCAUACAAGGUGGGAGGGGAAGUGACUUGCCUGAGGCCAGCAGCAGAGCUGGGGUAAGAAUCCAGCAGUCAAGGAUUCCCAGGCUAGCACCCUACCCACUAGACUGCAUAACCUCCACGUCCCUCAGGUGGCUGAAAUACCUUCCCAGCCUGAGGCUGAAGUUCCUGUCUAAUG